Molecule: messenger RNA, 1373 nt
Organism: Sorex fumeus (smoky shrew)
Lineage: Eukaryota; Metazoa; Chordata; Mammalia; Eulipotyphla; Soricidae
Gene: PLPP1
Product: phospholipid phosphatase 1
Exons: 6
Coding region: 481-1332 (283 amino acids)
Biological process (GO): signal transduction; phospholipid dephosphorylation; phospholipid metabolic process
Molecular function (GO): phosphatidate phosphatase activity
Source: RefSeq, a predicted model, not a curated record
CGCGCCCAUUGGCCGCCGCGCGGGGUCGGGGGUUCCCCGCGGCGGCCGCGCGCCCUCCCCGCGAGGCCCGGCACAGGCCGGCGCGGCGCUGCCGGCGGGAGGGGCGAGCCCGCGUUCCUCCUCCAACGGAUCCCCCCGUCCUUAAAGCGCCGGCCCGACGCCCCGCCUGCUGGGAGCGGGACUCUGCGCCGCGGGCAGCGAGCGACGGCGGGGCCGGGCCGGGAGCCGGCGAGCGACCGAGGCAGGCCGGAGGCCACCGAGCAGCCGCGGCGGGCGCGCCAGGGUCCGGGCCCCGUCCGAGCGGGUGGCGGGAGCUGCUGGAGCGGGGGUCGGGCGCCGUUGCCGACCGCCGGCGUCUGUCCGGCCAGAGACCGCCCCCUCCCCCCUCGGCAGGGAGGAGCCCCGACGCGGAGCCUCCGCCAGUGCCCCCGGCCGGGUUUCGGGACCAGGUGGCCCCCGCCCGCCGUCCGGACCGAGACCAUGUUCGACAAGACGCGGCUGCCGUACGUGGCCCUGGAUGUGGUCUGCGUGUUGCUGGCUUCCAUGCCUAUGGCUUGUCUAAAUUUUGGCCAAAUAUAUCCAUUUAAGAGAGGCUUUUUCUGUAAUGACAGCAGCAUCCGGUAUCGAUACCAUGACAGUACGGUCACAACUACUAUGCUCAGCCUAGUGGGGCUUUCCCUUCCUAUAUCCUCUAUGAUUAUUGGAGAAUCCCUAAGUGUCUACUUUAAUCACCUGCAUUCAAAUUCCUUUGUCAGGAAUAACUAUGUGGCCACUAUUUACAAAGCCAUUGGAACAUUUUUAUUUGGUGCGGCUUGUAGUCAGUCUCUGACUGACAUUGCCAAAUAUUCAAUAGGCAGACUAAGGCCUCACUUUUUAUAUGUUUGUGACCCAGAUUGGUCAAAAAUCAACUGCAGUGAAGGUUACAUUGAAAAUUUUGUAUGCCGAGGGGAUGCACAUAAAGUUAAGGAGGGCAGAUUGUCCUUUUACUCCGGGCAUUCUUCCUUCUCCAUGUACUGCAUGCUGUUCCUGGCACUUUAUCUCCAAGCAAGGAUGAAGGGAGACUGGGCAAGACUCUUACGCCCUACAUUACAAUUUGGUCUCUUUUCUAUGGCUAUUUACGUGGGCCUUUCUCGAGUUUCUGACUACAAACACCACUGGAGCGAUGUGCUGGUGGGAUUCACACAAGGAGCUCUGUUUUCAGUAUUAGUUGUUGUAUAUGUAUCAGAUUUCUUCAAGCAGAGAAAUUCUCCUUUUAAAGAGGAGACCUCUCAUACAUCUCUGCAUGAUACAACAAGAGCAGGCAAUCACUACGGGAACAGUAACCAGCCUUGAAGGUGGCAGAGUGCCCAAACGAAGCUGGCCUGUUUGUAAAG